CGCUCGACCGUUGACGGGAAAUUCGAGCGGUCCUUGCGAGCCAAACCAAACGUCUGUUUCGAUCGAACCUUAGUGAAAAACGGCGGAAAACCCACAAGAAAACGGAAAAUCGGUAUUUUAUGAAUGAUAAUUGAUAUAAUUACUCGCAGUGAUUAAGCGGAAUGAAGUGUCGUGGCUCGGAAUCGGCCAACGUUUCGAAUAUAGUAAGGUGGGAGUGCUCAGGCCGGGAGGAACAAUGCAGUGGUACGUGUACCAUUUAAAGAUUUGCCAUUUUUAAAAGGAAAAAAAUCCUGCCCCUAUAUCUGCAUCGUCAAUCCGGAUAUAGCAUUUUCCAUUGUUCCUCAGUUAAUAGUGCAUAAACUGUCGUGAUAUCGAAGGUGUUGAAGAAGAAAGCUAAAUGACUCGAUCGAGCAUCAAAAAAUAAAAUGUUUUCCUUGAAUCGGACGUUGAACCACUUUGUGUGCUUACUAGUGUUAUCAAAUGUCGCGUUUGUGUUCUGCCAAGACGAUUCCCAAACGUCCAACGACGGGUACUACGGAAAUAAUGAUAACGGUGCAUCAUCCACCAUGACGGAGUACGCUGGAGGAACCAUAGAGAAUGAUAAAGUGAUUUUCGAGAAGAGCAGGAGUCCGUAUUGGUUAAGGAACGAUAUAAUAGUUGAGCGAGGUGCGGAACUGGUAAUCGAACCUGGGGUGACCGUCAAAGUGGAACCGCAGGUUGGAGUUACGGUCAGAGGUGUACUAAAUGCACAGGGAACCGAAGAUGACAAAAUAGUCUUUACAACAGCAGAUGAACAACAAAGCAAGACUAUAUUGUUUCCCGACAUAAGAUUAGUAGAUGGACCUACAAUAUUAGCUGGAAGGGUUCAAAUUAAAGUGAAUAACAAAUGGAGAAGUCUAUGCACAAAUUCCAGAAACUGGACUAAGGCAGAUAUGGAAACAGCUUGCCGUCAAAUGGGAUUCCAGGGAGGUGAUUUUUUUCAAUGGUUCAAUAGGGAAAUGCCUCUAAAACCCCGAUUGCUGUAUGAAGAACCAUCUUGUACAGGUACUGAAGGAUCUCUGUUGGAUUGUAGAUGGGAUAGCUACCAGAUGGGUUCUGGAGUGUGCGAUUAUCAUCCUGAUUUGGGUUUGCAAUGUCAAAUGAGACAUGACAGUCCCAAAGGUUAUUGGAGAGGAUUGAGAUUUGAAUAUGCAGAGAACACAAAUGAGCUGUCAUUGGUUAGAACUCGUUUCAUGCCUUUGUCGCAAUCGACAUUAAGGCACGUUAACAUUUACUACGCAGGUGCAGGACGGGAUUACAACACUUCCAGCGCUUUGCAUAUUGAAGGUGUUCCUCCUGUCAUGGAAAGUCUGGAAAUUGUCAGUUCCUUGUAUAACGGGGUCAACGUGACGAACCCUAGUGCUCCCAUAGUUAUUAAUAACUGUACCAUUAGGAAUAACAGAGGUUAUGGCGUGUUUAUUAAUUCAAGUUAUGGAUUGGCACAUUUAGAUGGCUGUGUUAUUAAUGACAAUGGCGGCGAUGGCAUACGAUACGUCAAAGCAGAAGACAGACCGGAAGAAAGCACUGACAGACGAGGAUACACCGAUUUCUGCCAACUAGCAGUCAGUUCUAGUCAAAUCUACCCCAUUUACGUUUACGCCGAACAAUCUGUUCAAACCCAGCACGAACUCGAAUGCAACAACGCGCUUUAUACCAAAUACGGACACGUCCUAACCUUAGACUUCAUCAGAGCCGUCACAGAGCGAAAUAACACGGCAUUCCUGGAAGUCUAUGAUGGUUCCGCUUUAAACAACAGACUGAUUCAAGUGAUCCCCAUACGCAACAACACCAGACCUCAAAGCAUUAGAACUACAUUUAACCAAAUCUACCUUAAGUUUAGAGCGGAGCCCUGGACAGAUACUGUGAUAUUUUUGAGGAUAAUGUCCGGACUGGACCAAACCUUUGAUCUCAACGUAACCAAUUCGGACGUGUCCGAAAACUUAGGAAGAGGAAUAGCAGUAGAUAAUCUUAGAUCUCAAGUUCACGUGCAUAAGACUUCCUUAUCGAAAAACGAGCAUGUAGCUGGUCUACAUGUGACAAGUGGCGUAGGUACCGUCAACGUCACCGAAAGCCGAGUGUCCUUCAACGAGGGUGAUGGAAUAAACGUCACUUAUACAGGAGGAUCCAGAAAUAUAUCCAGGUCCUUUAUAAGCAGCAAUCAAGGAUAUGGUGUAGCAAUAUGGUUAAACAAUACCAAAGAAUCAGAGUUUGAAACAGUGAAUCAAACUACUGUAAUACAAUACAACGAAAUAUAUAAAAACCUAGAUAUCGGAGUGUUACAUGGAAACUAUUGUGGCGAGUCCUUAUUUAAUUUUACUGGAAAUUCCUUUAAAAAUUCUGUCAGCGAUGCCUUAGAGAUACUAUCCUGUUGGGAAAAGACUGAGAGUUAUACAAACCUGCAAAUCGGUCACAACAGAUUCAUGGGUAACGAGAAGAUAGCUUUAAAAAUAUAUCCAGCACUAAAUCUUCAAGCUAAUAUAGAGUUUAAUAACUUUAGGCAAGGAACUUUUGGAGCUUUAUUAAUAAAAAACAAACCCCUAGAAGAAUUUAACAUUCUCAAGACUGAUAUAAUAGUGCAACAAAAUUAUUUUAUAAACAACACAGGCAUAUUUGCCGUUAAUCUUGCCCUUUCUCCAUAUGGAAAUGACCAGUACUUGUUAUUUACAAGAAAUUUCGUUAAAAAUAAUAAAAUAACUGAGCCAUUUCAACCCGCUGAUGGCUCAAUUUCAAAUUUAAAUCCCAGAAGCAGAGUAGCAGCUCCUGUGGUUAUUGGGUCUAAUAACGUCGAAGUAUUUCGGAAUAUAAUCGAAAAUCCCGAGUCCAGUUACGAAAUAGGCAGUCAUUUGGAAGACCAAAGCAAAAUAAUUAACGCUACGUACAAUUGGUUGGGUUCAGGAUACGACGAAGCUAUAUUCCACAGAAUUUUCCACAGAUUCGAUCGAUAUAAUUUAGCAAAAAUAAACUUCAUGCCUAUACUUCUCCAUAACUCCAAUCCCCUUACAAUAAAAAUCAAUCAAAACCAACUGUAUGUUCCAAAGUUUAGUGGUUAUAGUUCUGAUAAAGUUGGAGGGGAAAUAGAAGGAGAAGAAUCAUUAGCCAGGGGAGAAUAUGUAGUGGAAAGAGACAUAACUAUACGGCCAGGAGGUAAACUCACAAUCGAGCCCGGAGUAACCCUAAAGUUUCCUCCAUCGAUAGGCAUGAUGGUCGGAGGACAGCUGGAAGCUAGAGGCAUCGAGCCAAACAGCAUUCGUUUUACUUUAAAAGAAAAUCUAUCUCAUCCACCCGAUAAUGUAACCUAUCAAACUGAAGACAUGGUUAUCGGAUCUGAAACAGAAAUAGUCGAAGUAGAAUCUGGUGUUCCGAUAAGACUGCUUGGAGGUGACACCGAGACAGAAGGAAGGCUUCAAAUUAAAAUAAAUAACCAAUGGGGUACAGUUUGUAAUUACGGAUGGACUGUUGAGAACGCUGCAUUAGUAUGUCAGCAAUUAGGUUAUGUUUUGAACCCAUCUGACUGGUAUAUUGAAAGAAAUGAGAUCCCCGAUGCUGGAAAAACAGAGAAAGUAGUUUUGUCUAACGUACAAUGCCAGGAUUAUGAUUUAGAUAUAACUAAGUGUAGAGCAGAAACGAUUACUGACUUUUACAACUCUUGCGAUCACGAUAAUGAUGUUGGAAUAAGAUGCUACAAGUCUUCGUGGGCUGGAGUGCGAUUCGGAGCAUUAGCCGAACGUUCAGACUUACAGUAUGUCACUAUCGAACAAAGCGGGCUACUCGAUUAUGCCACAGCAUCCUUUAAACCUGCCCUUCAACUGGACUUUGCCCGUCAAAACUUUGAAAACAUCAGAAUCGUCGAUAACUACUUCCACGGACUCGGUAUUUUAUACUCCAACAUCUACACAGACGAUUCAGUCAAUAUAAUUAAAAACUCGGAGUUUCUAAACAACAAAGGUGCGGGUAUUAGUUUAAAACAACUAGGCUUAAUGUUGUAUAGCAACAAAAUCGAAAAUAACCUUAUAGGUAUCGAGCAUAACCCUACAUUAUCCGGUCUUCAACAACGUGAGCUGGCUGGUUGGUUUUUGAAGAACGAUGAAGAAACUCAUUAUAAACCCAUUGAAAUUCCUGAAGAAUCUGAUGCAAAUACCAUAGAGGUGCAGAGAGGAGAUACGAGAUAUCUUAUUACAUCUAGAGUUAUUGGGGAAGACGUAACACGAUCGUAUAACGUAAGGUGUGAUCCUGGAUGGGUUAUAGGAGUUCAACUGAUUAAUCCAAUUGAAAAUAGAAGCACGGAAACUAUAGUUAUAUAUGAUUCUUUGUCCGCCAACCCAGGAUCAGAAGUAUGGUUAGUUAAAAGGGAUGUCUCAGUGUUUCCUACGACUUCAAGUGCUCACGGAGUUACUAUAGAAUAUUCUAGUGGAGUUAAUGCCUUGGGAAACACUGUUAUUGUUAUAAGUUCUGUUAGAGCUCCGAUACAAAAUAUCUACAAUAGAAUAGUAAGAGGACCAGUCCCUACCUUUACAAUACGCAACAGUAUCAUCAGAAAAAACACGUACGGUUUUCAAGGUUCGUAUUAUAACCGAUAUUUAGAUGAAUUAGGUAAUCACUUUUUGAGACACGCAAACGAUUCUAUAAAUUUCUUCAACUGCGAGAUCACAUACAACGAGAAAGAAGCUAUAUUCGUUCACUCGCCGAAUUGGGACUUGCAUAAAAGUAACCUUUCUGAAAUAACUAUUAUGGUGAACCGAUCACUUAUAACCGACAAUGGGAAGGGUUUCUAUCAUUUCUCCAGAGACAUGAGAUCUUCGAAUAAUUUGUUUCAUUACGUCCUACAAGACAAUACGAUAGAACGAAAUAAAGGAGAUGCAUUUAACGUAGCCCUUCCCUAUGUUUGGGACUACAACGAAAAUUUUACUCAUUCAGUUUACAUGGAUAACAACAGUUUCAUCAAUAACAGGAAUUUUGGUGUGGAUAUUGAUGGGCAUUUUGCUGAGGUGAAUUUAACCAACAACGUUUUUAAAGAAAACAAGUGUCAUAAUGGAUUAUUAACUCUAAAAGGUAUGGAGAAAAAACUACUGAUCUGGGGCAAUGUGUUUCAAGAAAAUAACUGUAAGUAUGUGGUGUUAUUCAGUUGUAACAGUCAAUCAGAGAUCAUAGGAAAUAUUCCAGCUAUUUUCCUUCUCAAUAAUAUGAAAAAUAACAAGUACGUUCAAUUAGGCAGGUCGUUUGGAGUACUGCAACGAACACAAGACCCCACUUUCGUGGUAGGUUUUAAAGGAAUUCAAAAAGUUCGAAUUAACAGAAACUUAUUUUCCGGAAAUUCCUUAAGGUACGAGUUACUGGCAGGUAUAAAAACAGCAAAAGUGAACGAAUAUUUAAACGUCAGGGAAAACUGGUGGGGUACUGCCUCAGAAAACGAAAUUCAAGAGAGAAUAUUUGACUUUGAUGACUGGAAUGACCAUGCUAUUGCAGAAUUUAGACCAUUUUUAUUAGAAGAGGACUUCCAGUCGAGUCAUUCCUUAAUUCUCACAACCUCCAGUUCAAUAGACUUCGAUAACUUAAAAGGAAGGUUAUGGGAAGACGUUACAUUACAGGCUAGAGACAGUCCAUAUGUAAUACAGUCAGAUUUGACUAUAAUGCCCAAUGUUACUUUGACAAUUAACCCGGGGGCUGUUCUGGAAUUCGCUCCAAACAUCGGAAUGUUAGUUCUAGGUAAUCUGUUAGCUCAGGGCUUCGAAGGAAACGAAAUCAUAAUGAGACCUCUGAGGAAAACAGAAAAUCUUUUAAUGUUACCUGGACCAAGUAGAAACAAACGACAGUUAGAGCUAGUGGGACAGGAAAGUAUCAGGCUAUGUAAGAACAGAGAUUGCGUGGAAGAAAGCGAAACAACUGUUUCAUACGAAGGGUUUUUAGAAUGGUUCAACGAAACUACUUUACAGUGGGUACCAAUGUGCGAUUCCAGAUUCACCGAAAGAAACGCCGAGGUUGUUUGUAGGCAGUUAGGUUUCGAUCCACUCUCCGCAUUUUUCGAUUUUGAUAUCAGGAUUGACUUUCACAGCAAUUCGUUGUCGAGGAUAUGGACCUGGCCAGAACCACUGCAGUGUAAAGGAACGGAAAACAGAUACGAUGAUUGUCCUAUAAGAUUAAACGGCCAGCAGUUUGGUCACAGGCAUAGUUGCCAGUGGAACAGCAAGUUUGUCUUCAUUAACUGCAACAACAAGGCCAGACCGCCCAAAUACAAUUUCUGGGGUGGAAUCAGGUUUGCCGAGCCAGAAUUCGAACAGAGGCUUUACUCCCAUAGAGUCCACGACAUCCAUACUCAUUCAACGUUUCAGGAAAGCGAAUCCACGUUACAGUUCGUGAAAAUCUCUGGAGCGGGAAUUCUGCACAAUGAAAGGUCGCCUGCGGUUCAAAGCGUCAGCAAGAGUCCAAAAAUAAGAUACGUGGAGGUUAGUUCUUCAGCUAGUCAUGGUAUUAACAUGAUCUCACCUUCGGGAACAAUAAACUUACUAGGAAAUAGAGUGCAGGAUUCUCUAGGAGUUGGUAUUAAUAUAGUAUCGCUUUCUGGUGAAGGUCGGGAGUCGGAAGAAUCAAGUUUUACACCGUUGAAGGAAAUGAAUAUUCCUUAUAAUUUGUUCAGUCUGUUGGAUAUAUGUGAUACGAACAAGGAAAUAUUGGUGGAAGAACGCAUUGUUCUUUAUUACAAGUACGAUAAUCACCCAGUCAAUUGCAUCAAGAUCUUCCGAAGUGCUUACAAUAUAAAACCGUUGGGAAUUCGCUUCUUGCAAUUUAAUUUGUUCAAUUCUUCAGUUCCUCACGGCAUUCCUGAUUUUGUCUCAGUAUAUAAUGGAGAUAUUUACAAUGUGACUUCUACGUUAUUAAGUACUAUAACAAUGACUUCUGGUAAUUCUAAGAGACUGUACAGAUCUCAGUAUCCCAGUCUGAGCGUGAAGUUGUUUGCUAAUGGAGCUUCUUCUGACCAUGGGUUUAUUGCUGAAGUUGUUACUUUACCCAUUUCUACAAUUGCUUUCAGUCGUGACGUUCAACACAAUAUAACUUAUUCAGUUAUAACAAACAACACUCAGGGCGCAAUGCUCUACAUGGCUGCCGGUGAAGUCAACCCUAUAGUAACAAUCGAAAGAAACCAGAUCAAAUCAAACUGCAGAGCGCUGUACGGAAAUUUUACUACUUGUAAAUCUUCGGUUGAAAUUGACGUUCAAAAUACUCAAUCCAUAUUCUUUAGGAGUAACUUAGUAGAACAAAAUAUCGGAGGUUUGUUCAUUAAAGCCGAUUCUCGAAGCUCAGCUACAUCUCUACAAGGCUGGAUCUACAACAAUCUCUUUGUGAACAAUACCAAUUUGCCUACUUUAUACGUAGAAGGAAGACAGUCAUCCCCGUAUCAAGAAGUAACAAUUUUUAGGAAUUAUUUUACGAGAAACUACGCACAAUAUCACAAUAAUAUCGUGCUCAAACAAGUUGUUUCGAAUUUUACUUACAAUUUUGUUAGAAGGAAUAUAGGACAACAGAAUUUAGAGGUGUCUGGUUUCGAUAAAGUGAGAUUGAAUAUCUUUCAAACAACUACACACAAUGGAUUCUACAAUAAUUACGCAAUAAAGCCUGAAAGCAAAUCAACUGUAGUGGCUGGGACAGCUGGUCAACAUUACGUGGACAACAUAUUCUUCAAUCCUGACAAUGACUAUGAAAUAAUCACUGUGAACAGAUCUCUAUUUGAGUUUAACAGUACUCUUCAGUUAUGGGACACCAAAAUCGACGCAGUCUACAACUAUUGGGGCGUGAACACUACCUUGGCAGUCCGAGGAAGAAUUCGUGAUCAAAGUGACGAUCUGAGGUUGCUAGAAGUACUAUACGAACCAUUCUAUAUGACCAACCAGAGUAUAUUAGGCAAUAAAUGUCCUCCAGGAUGGGAGCUGGUUGGUGAGACUUGCUACAUGUAUGUUGGAGCUCCCAUGACGUUCUGGGAAGCCAGAGCCUUUUGUGAAGCUGACAAUGCUUCAAUGCCAUACUUAGUCGGAAAUGUGAAUUAUUUACCAUUAUUCGACUUCCUAAGACGCCAGUACCAAUGGUACUUGUAUUCUGACAGAGUCUGGGUCCAAGAUAUCGAUAGGAUAAGACAGUGCACUAUAUUUGCGUACCAGGCUGUCCAGAUCGAAGACUGCAACAGGCGUAGCCCAUUUAUCUGUGAGAUUGAUCCACAGGUUUCCAUAAGCAUUAUGCCUUUAGCAAAUGAUUUUGUUACAAUAGCAGUGUUUAGCAGUAUAGCAAUUGCAAUUCUUCUGAUAAUAAUUGUAGUGUCUUUCUGGUGGUACAAAUCCAAGUACAGACAUGCCCAAAGAUUAGAAAGGAGAAACAGUAUCAGGCAAAGUCUACAUUCUUUAAGAUCAGUGGGACUGUCGACCAGUCCUUUUGCUGAUCCAAAUUAUAGGAAAAAAGUUGGACAAUUAAGUACUAGAUCGACAGAUACUCUAACAAAAACUUCAGAUUACAAGAAAGUCAUCAGCAACGGCUCAAUUGACAGCAUGGAGAAGUCGGCUUAUAACUCUUCAGUAGAAGACACUCAUUCAGUUGACACUUAUGAACCUUCUAAUCCUAAUCCGUUUACAACUUUAGACUACCACAAAAGUCCUUCCAAAUUCGAUAACCACUAUUCCAAACCUGCUUACGAUUUGACAUUUAAAAAUGCUGGUUUUAAAGAUACGUCUACUUUUGCUACUAAUAGUAAUUAUCAGUCUCAAGUUGGCAGUAUACAGGACGAGACUAUAACAGACGAGACUCCAAUCAUGCAACCUUAUAAGCUAAAUGGGGAUUCUUCGUAUCCCCCUAGCGAUUAUUUUAAUACGGAUACACUUCCAUUGCACGGCGGAAGUACUAAUAGUUCUGUUACUAGAAACUACGAGCCUCCCAGCUACACAUCAGACAAACCUUCUGGGUUGUUACAAGAACUGAAAUCUAGACUACCUAAAGCACCUGCUAGAAACUAUUCGCCAACGUAUUCUAAUCAAAUAACUGAUAUGGAGUACAGUCCGGACUAUAAUACAGUGGGUUUGGCACAUCCUGGUCAGUUUAGUAGAUCUAGAUCUGUCCAAGAGGAUGAUGGAUACCAAGUACCGGUGCCACCAAAGCCAAAGACUAGAGCGAAGAGUGAAGUGUUGUUAGAAACUGAUUUUGACUACAUUCCUCAUGACGAGGCGGUGUUCAGUCUUACUCUGGGUGAUUCUGGAAGGAGUAAGAGUCAGCCUUUGGAGACAGCAAUGUAGAACUGAAGGGAACCAAACACAAUGCCAAGCUGUGAUUAUUUGAAAAUAUAUCUUCCUAUGCUAGAAAGAAUUGACGAUGGCUUCUAGAAAUCAAAUCAACCAAAUUUUUAUAAAACUAAACAUUUCUUACAGUUAAUUUCGUCCUUGACAGUUAGAAAUGCUGGGUUUAAAGAUACGUCUACUUUUGCUACUAAUAGUAAUUAUCAGUCUCAAGUUGGCAGUACUAGAAACUACGAGCCUCCCAGCUAUACAUCAGAUAAACCUUCUGGGUUGUUACAAGAACUGAAGUCUAGACUACCUAAAGCACCUCCUAGAAACUAUUCGCCAACGUAUUCUAAUCAAAUAACUGAUAUGGAGUACAGUCCGGACUAUAAUACAGUGAGUUUGGCACAUCCUGGUCAGUUUAGUAGAUCUAGAUCUGUCCAAGAGGAUGAUGGAUACCAGGUACCGGUGCCACCAAAGCCAAAGCGAAGUGUUGUUAGAAACUGAUUUUGACUACAUUCCUCAUGACCAGGCGGUGUUCAGUCCUACUCUGGGUGAUUCUGGAAGGAGUAAGAGUCAGCCUUUGGAGACAGCAAUGUAGAACUGAAGGGGACCAAACACAAUGCCAAGCUGUGAUUAUUUGAAAAUAUAUCUUCCUUAUACACUUCCAUUGCACGGCGGAAGUACGAAUAAUUCUGUUACUAGAAACUACGAGCCUCCUAGCUACACAUCAGAUAAACCUUCUGGGUUACAAGAACUGAAGUCUAGACUACCUAAAGCACCUCUUAGAAACUAUUCACCAACGUAUUCUAGUCAAAUAACCGAUAUGGAGUACAGUCUGGACUAUAAUACAGAAUCAAUGUUCAGUCCUACUCUGGGUGAUUCUGGAAGGAGUAAAAGUCAGCCUUUGGAGACAGCAAUGUAGAACUGAAGGGAACCAAACGCAAUGCCAAGAUGUGAUUAUUUGAAAAUAUAUUUUCUGAUACUAGAAGGAAAUAGUAAAACUUUCUUUCUAAUACACAUCAAUAGUCUAUCUAGGAAAUGAAUAUGUGACAUAAUGAUAGUUGUCUAUCAUAUUGAUUAAGAACAAAAUCAAAGCUACAAAAAAACUUUUAUUUUUAAAUUUUUUAGCGAUUUGUAAGUGUCUUAUACAAGACUGAGAACAAUUAUUAAUAACGAAUAAUACUGUGGUUGCAACAAGAAAAUACUAAAAUACAUGCACUUUGGUUUACCAAAAUAACGCAACAUGUGCCUUUGUUGACCGUCCAAAAAUUAAAAGGUGUAACAUGUGAUGUCAUUUUCAUAUUUAUCUACAAAGUGUUUUAGAAUAUUUUUAUCCCAAAACUUAUAUUUAAGAUUUACAUAUAGAACAAAUAUUUAUGCUCAAUCUCAAUAUGUCUUAAUACGAAAAAGCAAUACAUUUAAAAUUUAUGUUAUACAGGAUGUGAUGUGCAAAAAUGUUCAGGGUUGGCAGAUAUCGAUACAAGAAACUCAUUUUCUCUUUACCGUUUUUCAAAUAAGUCUAAAAUAACCGAGAUAUUUUGCUUUGAAAAUUAAAAAAAAUAUAUUUUUCGCCUAAAUUUUGAGAACCGCUGAAUCUUUUCUAGGUUUUCUU
This is a messenger RNA of Sitophilus oryzae (rice weevil), 10902 nucleotides long. RefSeq names its product protein bark beetle (gene bark). The record is from RefSeq and is a predicted model, not a curated record. Gene Ontology annotation, cellular component: membrane. NCBI's taxonomy places the organism in Eukaryota, Metazoa, Arthropoda, Insecta, Coleoptera, Curculionidae. The transcript has 14 exons. The coding region runs from base 426 to 9305 and encodes 2959 amino acids.